Molecule: messenger RNA, 1428 nt
Organism: Trichoderma breve
Lineage: Eukaryota; Fungi; Ascomycota; Sordariomycetes; Hypocreales; Hypocreaceae
Product: major facilitator superfamily domain-containing protein
Exons: 5
Coding region: 1-1428 (475 amino acids)
Biological process (GO): spermidine transport; spermine transport; transmembrane transport
Molecular function (GO): spermidine transmembrane transporter activity; spermine transmembrane transporter activity
Source: RefSeq, a predicted model, not a curated record
AUGGCGUCCUCCUCCACGUUGAACGCCCCGGCCGCGUUCGAUGAUGACAAGACUUUAGACAUAAAGCCGGACGAGCGGGAUGGAAACAGCGACAGCAACAGCAAUAGCGAUGUUGAAAAGGGACAGGUUGCGCAGGCACAGGACGAGCUCGACUGGGACAAUGCUCCCGAGAAUCCGUAUAACUUUCCAGGAUGGAAAAAGGCUCUGACCAUUUUUGCGUUGGCUACAAUGGGUCUCACGGUUUCAAUAGCCACAUCCAUCUCCUCCUCGUCCGUCAACCUUCUCAUGGAAGAGUUUGGCGUCAGUCGAACCGUCGCCCUAUUGCCUCUCACCCUCUACGUCGUUGCUCUCGGCCUUGGCCCCAUCAUCGGCGGUCCUCUUUCCGAGACCAUUGGACGAUAUCCCGUCAUCAUGGGCGGCCUGACCAUUGGCGCUCUCUGGACUCUUGGAGCUGGCUUCGUCCACAACUUUGGCGCGCUGUGCUUCUUCCGCUUCCUCUCUGGCUUCUUCUGGGCUCCUAUUCUGGCUAAUGCGCCUGGAUCCAUCUCAGAGACGUUUAUGCCAAAGACGCGAGGACCCGUCAGCGCCAUCUUCAUUCUCACACCUUUCCUGGGCCCCGGUCUCGGUCCCGUUAUUGGUUCUUUUGUUUCCGUCGACAAGGGUUGGCGAUGGACUGAGUGGACAAUGCUCUUUUUCUCUGUAUUCAGCAUUGGUCUGGGCUUAAUGAUCGGAGAAACUUUCCACCCCGUUCUCAAGCGUCGUCUAGCCAAGAAGAAGGGCAUCGAAAUGCCUCCUCUCCCUCCCAUGAACGAGCGCAUAAAGACAUUCGCCGUUGUCGCAGCUAUUCGACCAGUCAAGAUGUUGUUCACCGAACCCAUUGUCACAUUCAUCUGCCUCUACGUCGCCGUCGACUUUGGUACCCUUUUCAGUUUCUUUGGCGGUGUCCCUUAUACCUUCGGCACGGUAUACCACUUCACCACCGAUCAAUCCGGCCUGGUCUUUAUUUCCAUCGUUAUCGGCUGUUUCCUUGGCCUUGCCACAAUCAUGGCCUGCGAAAUCUUCCUCUAUCGAAAGCAGAUCCCCAACUAUCCUCCUCACAAAGUGCCUCCGGAGCACAGACUUUAUCCCGCCAUGCUCGGCAGCUUUGGCUUGCCCCUUGGUCUUUUCUGCACCAUGCAGUACACUACCGACACGUUUACCGGAAAUGUCGUCGCGAGUGCUUCCAGUGCCAACAGUUUGGCUCGAUACGGCUUUGCUGGCGUGUUCCCCCUCUUCACGAUACAGAUGUACACCACUCUCGGAAUCGACUGGGCCAGUAGUCUGUUGGGAUUCAUUGCUCUGGCAUUGAUCCCCAUCCCCUGGGUCCUUUUCAAAUUUGGCCCUAAGAUCAGGGCCAAGAGUAGGUUCGAGACGCACAAGUACGAGUAA